Molecule: messenger RNA, 1435 nt
Organism: Platichthys flesus (European flounder)
Lineage: Eukaryota; Metazoa; Chordata; Actinopteri; Pleuronectiformes; Pleuronectidae
Gene: rwdd4
Product: RWD domain containing 4
Exons: 7
Coding region: 164-715 (183 amino acids)
Molecular function (GO): protein binding
Source: RefSeq, a predicted model, not a curated record
ACUGCGCAUGCGUAUACUAGCGUGGCGACUGCACCGGUGGGGGGAAGUUGUGCGAACAUGAACGUAGUAAAGUUGUAACGGCAGAAAUGGGCUGUUAACCGGGGCAGAUUGACGUCAGCGGCUCCGAGCAGAGAGAGAAGCACACGGACACGGCGGUAGAGCCAUGACAGCUAACGAGGACCAGGAGAUGGAGUUGGAGGCCCUUCGCUCCAUCUAUGAGGGGGAUGAGAGCUUCAAGGAAAUCAGCCCAGUGUCCUUCCAGUUUCGGAUAGGAGACGUGGAGGACACCAAAGCGUUCAUCCUGGACAUCACGUGGCCAGAGACGUACCCAGAAACAACCCCACAAAUCUCCCUCGGCGGCUAUUUCAACAAAAAGAUCUCUCCAGAGACAAAGCAGCAGAUCCUGUCGAAGCUGGAUGAGCAGGUCGAGCUGAAUCUUGGGACCGCCAUGAUGUACACCCUGUUUGAGUGGGCCAAGGAAAACCAGGAGGCCCUCAUGGAGAACCAUAAACCUGUGGUGACCACCGUUACGAUGCCCAGCAGUGAGAUCAACACCAGCUCGACAGGCAAGAAGAGGGAGAAGAAGGAGCAGCUGACCAAAUCUCAGAAGAGAAGAAUCGUCAGCAGAACAGAUCACAAGGGAGAACUGCCAAGAGGCUGGAACUGGUUCGAUGUUAUCAAAGUAGGUGCAUCUUACCUUUUCUCCACUAGAUGAUGCUCAUACUCAACUUUUAAAACAAAAUAAGUGACUCAUGAUGUUUUGUCUUUUCUCCCUGUUCAUUACAACAACCUUCCACCAGCAUUUGAGUAGAACGGGAGGAAAAGAUGACGACCAGGUGUGAGUGCAGUGAUCUGGUGGCGCUUCACACGAGACGCUGCAGUGACGUGAGCAGGGACAUCACUGCAGCCUGUUGCUUUCUGCUGUCCGGAAGCCUUCACAUCCAAGCUCACCAACAGGUUACACUCACAAUGGAUAGCUCCAUCCUGACGACCACAGCAGGCUGGACGAUGGUGGACACACACACAUACACAUUUAUUCACUAAACUGAGACUUUGUGGUGGGAUUCAUCAGAAGACCUCGCCGUGUUUUUCUGUGUUUGUGUAAAGCAGUGACGUGAAGAGGAACGUGCCGAUUUCUGUUCAUUUUAGCCACCAGAUGUUCCGCUCCAUCAAGGUGGAGUGUUCUUGAGCUACUUGCUGUCACUGCCAUGUUUUCAUUCACCGAGGUUAGGCCCAGCUGUCAGGCUCUGAGCUGCAAGUGUCACCUGCUCUUCAUCUGACGUACAAUGUGAGUUUGUGAAAGCAGAGAGAUUUUUUAGAACUCGCAAAAUGUUACUCCUGUUACCAUUUCUUAUUUUGGUAAAUGUUUCAUUUCCCCUAUGAAUUGAAAACCCUUAAAUUUUUUUAUGUAUAAAUAAACUUGUCAUGGUCUGCU